AUGUCUGCAUGCCCUAGACUGAGGCCUGAUCUCCAACAAAAAGAAGCUUCUUCCACCCAAGAAGCUUCAAACUAUCUCUAUCUCCGCGUUUUAGAAUGCGAGAACGCCUGCCCCUUCCAAUUCGACUCCACUUUAGCUACCGACAACGCUUCCGACAUAGAAUCUCUCACCCGUCAUGAUUUGGUGUAUAUAUGUCCUUGUGUCGCAACAACAGAAUGUGGACAAGUAGGUCUAAGCUACCACCAAAGUCAUCUCCGUCACUCAAGCCAGAAAAUCCUCACAAUUAUCCAAAUCGCCAGAGUCAAAAAUCAAGAUCUGUUAUGUGAUGUUCUUCGCAGGUGUGAGCCCGAAGUAGAUAUACUUGGUUCGACCAGCUGGUAUUCACGGGCUUUAGAUGCACUUAUUUGGGAGAAUAGAACUGGGAAGAUUCUCGAUAUCUACGGGGAGUCCAGUUUUGAUACAUUAGACGACGCGACGGAAAUAUUUACACGUGCUAGUAUCGUGCAAGGAAACGUCUUGCAGGGGUUUGGAAAUGAGCUUGCAGAUGGUGUGAAAAUUCCGGUGUUUGAUAUGGCGAAAGAUAUUCAGAGCUGA
Messenger RNA from Botrytis fragariae, 594 nucleotides. RefSeq lists its product as uncharacterized. NCBI's taxonomy places the organism in Eukaryota, Fungi, Ascomycota, Leotiomycetes, Helotiales, Sclerotiniaceae. The transcript has a single exon. Bases 1 to 594 code for a protein of 197 amino acids. The record is from RefSeq and is a predicted model, not a curated record.